AGGUUGUCUGGUUUCUAGGAGAGUAGGGUGAGCGUGUACAGUAUUUAAGUGUCUGAAGAAAAUAAGAAACAUGGAUGGUCAUAAGUACAAUUAUCCAAGGGAAUUUUAUGAUCAAUAUGCUCAAAGCCAAGAAAAAUCUGUGGUUAAUAAAAUGCAACAGAAGUACUGGAAAACAAAGCAAACCCUUAUAAAAGUCACAGGAAAAAAAGAAGAUGAACAUGUUGUGGCUUCAGAUGCAGAUCUGGAUGCAAAACUAGAGCUGUUCCAUUCAAUUCAGAGAACAUGUAUGGAGCUGUUGAAAGCAAUAGAACUUUAUCAAAAAAGGAUUUGUUUUCUGUCUCAGGAAGAAAAUGAAUUGGGGAAAUUUCUUCGAUCACAGGGUUCUCAGGAUAAAACAAGAGCAGGAAAAAUGAUGCAAGCAACUGGGAAGGCCCUCUGCUUUUCUUCUCAGCAAAGAUUAGCACUGCGUGCUCCUUUGACUAGGUUAUAUCAAGAAGUGGAGACUUUCAGAUAUAGGGCCAUAUCAGACACGUGGCUGACAGUAAAUCGCAUGGAACAGUAUCGAACUGAAUACAGAGGAGCUCUGCUCUGGAUGAAAGAUGUGUCUCAGGAGCUGGAUCCGGAUCUUUAUAAGCAGAUGGAAAAGUUCAGGAAGGUAUGACAUUUCUUGUAGUUUCCUGGAGUGGAGUGCCUGAUGAAGCAAUGAAGCAUGAUUUUGAUUGUUCUGAGGAAGAUAUAACUCUGCAGAGCUAAAAAUGCCAUUAAACAUAACUAAUCUUUUUCCGUGUGACAAAACUCCAAUUAAUCUGAUAUGGAAUACAAUAUCCUUCAAAGAAGAGUAGGCUGUAAGGGAAGAUAUGGUAGUAAGAAAUAGCAUUUUUCAGUAGUCAAUUUAACUUCAUCUUAAAUCUUUAUAAUUUAAAUAAAAUAUAUGUUUUAAAGAAGGCUAUCUAAUUUUAAAUACUUAGCUGUGAUACCUGAAUGACUAAUUGAAGAAGAUAUGCCUGCUUUCAUCUGGGAAAGGAAAAUAGAUUUUUGUACCUAAAAUGGACAUAAUAACAGAAAUGCCAUAGUAUCUGCUGAUAAAUCUUUGGGUGCAGUUAAAAGCAGGCUUUUUCGGAAUGGAGUGUUGUCAGAUUUAAGGGAGGAGUUCUGUAUACAGCUCAGCAUGAUUCCUGGGCAACUGCUAACUAUUAAAACUGUUAAGAAUGCACUCUCCAUAAAUUGUCUUCCUUCAGUGUCUCUCAGGUUGACUGUACUCCUCCCCUGCCAAUCACAAGUCACAGAGGAUAGUCUGCAGAUUUGCUACUAAGUGUGAGGAUAGAAUUUAUUUGGGUUGAUCCUGAUCAGGAAUGCUCAGGAGGCCCUUAAGUGUAUUAGUGAAGGACUGGAACUUUUCUUAAGACAAUUCUUGUUCAUUAAUGGCUUGAGCAGUCAUCUUUCUGUGACUGGAAAUGUUUGGAGAUGAAAGGUGCAUAAUUUGGAGUUUAAAAACUUGAGUGAGCCAUCCUAAUGGAAAAGAACUGGUAUGCAUCUAGACUAUACCAUUUCUUGUAAACUGUAUGACAAUAGCAAUUAAGAAAGGGGUGGAACAGAUGAAAUUCCAGCUAGCCAUCUAAUCUUUAUUUAUAUACUUCAGUGCAGGAUAUUCCUGUAAGUAUUGUGGCACCGGGCAAGUAUUUUAUUAUGCCUUGUGGGAAAUGUUUAUAAUGGCAAGUUCUUACAGGUAAAAUAAUUGGUAUGGUCUUGGCAUCAGCCAAUUGCUUACGUGUUAUGUUUGAUUUAUUAGAAAAACACUUAAGAAAUGGAAUGUUAGAACGAAUAAAGCAGUGCUGGUAAUGGUCAUACGAAGUUGACUUAUAGCUUUCUUGAAAAACAAAUGCUAUGGAAGGUAUAAAUUAUGUAAAUGGCAAAAUAAUUAAAAUUUAUGCUUUGACUCAUGAGUUGUUCAUUUAAAAAGCUGCGUGUGAAAUUUCAGACCUCUUGUAUU
Messenger RNA from Meleagris gallopavo (turkey), 1990 nucleotides. The record is from RefSeq and is a predicted model, not a curated record. Lineage: Eukaryota; Metazoa; Chordata; Aves; Galliformes; Phasianidae.